Messenger RNA from Oryza brachyantha (malo sina), 1422 nucleotides. RefSeq names its product transcription factor PIF1-like. Bases 474 to 1019 code for a protein of 181 amino acids. Gene Ontology annotation, cellular component: nucleus. Lineage: Eukaryota; Viridiplantae; Streptophyta; Magnoliopsida; Poales; Poaceae. The record is from RefSeq and is a predicted model, not a curated record. The transcript is spliced from 6 exons. Gene Ontology annotation, molecular function: protein dimerization activity.
GACUCUUUCUUUGCAAGUCAAGUUAGAGCCAUCACCUAUACCAAGGUAGGUGAAAUGAUUGACCUCAUGGGCACCACUACAAAAAUCGUAAACAAAGUCCCAUCAGAGACUCAGAUACAUGGUAGAGGCUGACGAUCCAAACAAGAAAUUCCACACGGCCGGUGAAAGAUAAGGAUAACUACAGUGCUUGCUCUCACUAGCUAUACCCAGCCCUGCCAUGGUGCAAAAGCUUAUACUAGAAAUCAGAUGGCAUAAAUACUACUAUCCCUGGAGCUAAAGGUUGGUGGGUCGAAAGAGACCAUCUUGUCACCAAGAAAGCUCUCAGAACUCUCCAUCUCUCUGGGCCAGCUUAGGGCUGGACCAGGUGGCCAUUGAUAGGCAGUAUCAGUUCAUAAGGUGGAGGUGGUGAAGGAGGAAGAGGCAGCCAAGAAGGUCCAGUAACGGGGAGGUGAAUAAAUUCGUCAAAAGAUCUGAUGGAAGCAAGAAGGCCUACCCCGACCAGGAGAAGCAGAUCUGCUGAGUUCCACAAUUUUUCAGAAAGGAGGAGGAGGGAUAGGAUCAAUGAGAAGCUGAAGGCGCUGCAAGAGCUACUUCCAAAUUGCACCAAGACCGACAAAGUGUCGAUGCUGGAUGAAGCGAUCGACUACCUCAAGUCACUCCAGCUACAACUCCAGAUGCUGGUCAUGGGGAAAGGGAUGGCUCCGGUUGUGCCUCCUGAGCUGCAGCAAUACAUGCACUAUAUCACAGCUGAUCCUGCUCAAAUUCCUCCAUUGCGUCCCUCUGAGCCCCGGCCAUUUCAGAUAACACACUCCACCCCACAGCGACAGUCUAACGUCGAGUCUGAUUUCUUGAGCCAGAUGCAGAAUUUGCACCCUUCAGAGCCGCCCCAGAACUUCCUCAGGCCUCCAAAAUUACAAUUAUACACGCCGGAGCAGCAGAGGAGAGGUCUAGCUAGUAGCAGUGGCCACAACAGCGGUUGGAUCACGGAGAGGAAUUCGUCUUACAACUUCAUGGAAUGAUGAUAGCCUGACGAGUUGCUAAGAGAUCAGCAGCAGAAGAAGCAGUCUAGACUCCAGACUGAAUAUAGCCCUCAGUUCAUGGUGUUCCUGGAGAUGCAACAAGGUGCUCAAUGGAUCGAGUACUGAUGAAUCUAUUGUAGUUAACUAGUUGAUUUUGUACGUCAAUAAAUAGUGGUGAUCCUGAUCUUGCUUGCUUUCUAUGCACAUCUGACGCUUCCUCAUGUUUUGUGCAUACAAGAUCUGAAACUUUUUUGUGAUGUCUGUACUGUAUAUUAGCAGACAGUGUACUUCCUGCUCCUGCUUAAUUGUGUGCAUCUGACAUGCAAAUGAGCAUGGCUAAUUUAAUCCAGUAUUUCAUAGAAUUGCAGCAUUGGGGGUGCAGUUAAAAAUUUUCAGACUAUCA